AGAGGAACCGAGCUGGGCCUCGCCGCCUCCUGCUCUCGAGUUCCCGGCCGGGAGCGCGCGGCGGAGCUGAGGCGUCUGUGCGGCGGCGCCAUGGGGAAGCGGGAUAACCGGGUGGCUUAUAUGAAUCCUAUAGCCAUGGCCAGAUCACGAGGUCCUUCCCAAUCUGCAGGGCCAACAAUACAGGACUACCUGAAUAGACCAAGGCCUACAUGGGAAGAAGUGAAAGAACAACUAGAAAAGAAAAAGAAAGGAUCGAGGGCAUUGGCUGAGUUUGAAGAAAAGAUGAAUGAGAAUUGGAAGAAAGAACUAGAAAAACACAGGGAGAAAUUAUUAGGUGGAAAUGAGAGUUCCUCCAAAAAGAAAGAGAAAAAGAAAAAGGAAAAGAAGAAAUCAAAUAGGUUGUCUUCAUCUUCCUCUUCUUCAUCAAGCUCUGAUUCUUCCAGCAGUUCAUCUGAUUCUGAUGAUGAGGAUAAGAAACAAGGGAAAAAACGGAGAAAGAAGAGGUAUCGCUCCUUGCGGAAAUCUUCUGAAAGCUCUACUUCUGAUUCUGAAUCAGAUAGCAAGGAUAGCACAAAAAAGAAAAAAUCAAAGGAAGAACAUGAAAGAGAAAAGGACAACAAAAGUCUUAGUAGGAAAAGGAAGAAAAUUGAUCGUGGGAAUGGACCUUUAUCAUCUGAGUCCUUAUCGGAGUCAGAACCUACAGAGGAGAAGAGGCUUCCACUGUCAAAAGCUGAGUUAGCAUUUCAGCAAACUCUGGUUCCAGAUACUCAGACAGUGACUUCCUCCAGUUCAGUGGUACAAGUGAAAAAGAAAAAAAACAGUGAAGAAAGAGAGAAAGUAACAGAUAAAAUAAAAAAGAGAAAGAAGCACAAGAAACAUGGUAAAAAGAAGAAAAAGAAGACAGCUGGUUCAAGUUCAGAUUCAGAAUAACACUUAAAAAUCAAGCCUGUCCCUUCAACAAAAGUGCAAUGACAAAAGGAAACUUCAACUGUGAAAAUUAUCGCAAACUUUACCACACUGCAUGAGUUUUCCAGUGUUUUAGAAAUAUUACUAGACUUUCAAUAGCCAGCCAGGUGCUAAUGUGCCCGAAAAGUCCAUUGUUGUUGCCUGCUGCUUAAUACCUGGGGUACAAUUUUUUUUUUAAUUACAGUAGCCAGUGUUAGCUUAAAAUCAUAAGAGAGGGUGGUCCAGCUAAUAUGUAAAAUAUUAGGAAAUAGAGUGCAACCUUUUAGAUACUAAAAAUAGUGUUUUAACAAGUUAGUAAUAUAGUCCAAUUUUUAAAUCUGCAGAAAUAAAAUCAAAAAUUCAUCUUGAAGAGGAAUAUAACACAAGACUAUUGAUACUUGCUGACUACUAAUGCCAUUUGUGAAAUGGGAAUAGAAUAGUAACAGUUUUAAAGGUUACUUUUGUAGAAGUAUUUAUGAUAAUUUUGCCCUUUAUUUUCUUUUGGGAGUGUUACCAUUUUGCUAGCUGAAUUAGGGUGCCUUUGAUCCUUGGAAAAUCUAACUAUUUUUAAUAGUACAACAGCUAUAUUUCCUAGGGAGAUCAGAACUGGUAUCAGCAGGUUUUCCUGAAUAAACAAUUCUGGGCCUCUAGCAUGUACUUUUUCAUUAAGUAAGAGCAGUGACACACUGCAGCAUAACUUGACAUCCAAAAAUUAAAGACUUUACCUCCACUAACUGAAAUGAUGCUGAAUACUGUGCUAUUAAUAUGCAUUAUAUCAUUUAAAGUAAUUUUGAGUUUAAAUGAACAUUUUUGGCAAACACUGGUAGCUUUUUUUCCUUUGCAUUGCCAUUGAGAUAUUUAGAAUUAUUUUGUAUGUUUUGUACCAUUUUUAAAUAACGUACAGGUUUUCAGUUGUAACUAGUGAUUUAUUUUUUUUAUGAAUUAUGUUCCAGGUGUGGAGUUUCAUGUAUGUAUUUACUUUAUUCUUAUAGUAAGUUCAUUUGCUGUGAUAAAAUGCACACUUGCUGAAAAUAUUUAGCAUGUAAAAAGCAGGGUUUUGAUAUCUAACAGCUUCAUAUUGAAGCUGAUUUUACUCUAAGCAAGUUCAGUGGCAGACCUGUUAUGCGGAUGUGUCUUGUUAUAUAAAAUUACUGCCAGAAUCUCAGUAAAGAUACUCUAAAAAGUU
This is a messenger RNA of Malaclemys terrapin pileata, 2131 nucleotides long. It is a transcript of the gene FAM133B, whose product is annotated as family with sequence similarity 133 member B. Bases 91 to 930 code for a protein of 279 amino acids. Lineage: Eukaryota; Metazoa; Chordata; Testudines; Emydidae. The record is from RefSeq and is a predicted model, not a curated record. The transcript is spliced from 12 exons.